AAUGCUCUGAUGACGGGGACAGGGAGUCAGGGAGCCCAUUAGUAAGCCCUCUGCCACUCCAGCCAGGGCCACAGAUUACACAGAUCUCAGAUGGCAUCGUGGCCAACUCCUCAGAAAACAAAGGAUCUCACCCGGACCUUCCCGAGACGCCCCUGGAAUGCCCACAGUCCCCCGCCAUUGAGAUCCACCCUCCUGCGUUGAGCUCAGUGCCAGAUCAGGGUGGAGCCCUGGGAGGUCCCCCCCCGGGGGCUGAGGAGGAGGACGAGGAGGCCCUAUUGGCCCUGGCAAGACCUCUGGGCGAGCAGCCUUCCGACGGACAACCCGGAAAGGCUUUGGACCCCUUUGGAUCAGAUGAGGCCCAAAGUGAGGACGCUGUGGACCUGGAGCUGGAACAGCUCUACCUCACCCACCUGAGCCGCCUGAGGGCUGCAGGAGCGGCCGAUGGGCUUUCUGGGGGAAUCCUUUUCACUGACCAUGACCAAGAUCUCCUGAAGUGGAUGGGUCCAGAGAGAGCCUUGAACAGCUCUCUGGUGGAGGAGAUCACUCUGCACUAUGCAAUGCAGGGUGUACAUGGAGCCACAGACCUUCCGGAAGACGCUAAAGAAGGUGGCGGAGGCGGCAAGAUCGAGGAGCUGGGGACCUCUUGUGAGGCAGGGUCCGAGUCGGAGUCGGGGUCGGGGUCGGAGUCGGAGUUGGAAUCAUCAUCUGGGGAAGGAGACAUCCUGAAGGAAUCCCCUCCGGGCAUCGUCACUGGCACGUGGCUGGCAGGCCAGCAUCCGGGGUUCAUCUUAGUAAAGGAUGGGCUCAGUCAGAGCCCGGAAGAGCAGAAGGAGCAGAAGGAGCCAGAGGAUCCCGAUCAAGAACACGGUCCAGUCAGUGUCACCAAGGCUGAAGGGCUGUCUUUCUGCCUCCAGGAAGGAAGCAGUCUUUUGCCCAGUAGCACAGCCCAAGGCGGAGGCCAGCUCCAGAGAGCUCUCAGCCAGUCGCUGUGUGUGUUGGGCUUGUUGGUCUUCCUCCCCAUUGCCUGGAACGCCUGCAUGGCCUUUGUGGGCCUGGCUUUUUACCUCUCUCUGGCCUGGUUCUCUUAAAUGACAAUCAAUGUAUGUGGGCACAGGCGUGGCUGUGGAGGCCUAACAAUAAGAGUUAC
Messenger RNA from Gracilinanus agilis (Agile Gracile Mouse Opossum), 1147 nucleotides. RefSeq names its product protein phosphatase 1 regulatory subunit 3F-like. Lineage: Eukaryota; Metazoa; Chordata; Mammalia; Didelphimorphia; Didelphidae. The transcript is spliced from 2 exons. The annotation marks the transcript as partial. The record is from RefSeq and is a predicted model, not a curated record.